This is a messenger RNA of Spodoptera frugiperda (fall armyworm), 1876 nucleotides long. RefSeq names its product pre-B-cell leukemia transcription factor 2-like. The record is from RefSeq and is a predicted model, not a curated record. Lineage: Eukaryota; Metazoa; Arthropoda; Insecta; Lepidoptera; Noctuidae. Gene Ontology annotation, biological process: regulation of transcription by RNA polymerase II. The transcript is spliced from 9 exons. Gene Ontology annotation, molecular function: DNA-binding transcription factor activity, RNA polymerase II-specific; RNA polymerase II cis-regulatory region sequence-specific DNA binding. Bases 288 to 1499 code for a protein of 403 amino acids.
CAAGUGACAGUGCAUGUCGUUGUCAAUUGUCACAAAAGCGCAUCGAUUUUCGAAACAAAACAUAAAUAAAACGCAUUCAUUCCCCACGAAGCGGUCUUUGGCUAACCAUCGUUUACCCAUUUUGUUUAUUUCAUCACCAAUUUUCACAAGAUACUUCUGUGAUGUCAAUUGUAAAUAUCAUAAUUAAUUGGCAGCUAAUGUCAAAAGCGUGAAGUUUGGUGGCGGGAAUUGCACUUUGUUGAUUAUUUGCUAAAUUCGCCACGCUGCCUAGGUCCGUGAUCAAAGUUAUGAAGAUCAAACUGCCGCGAGACCGUUUCCCGUCGACUUCCUCGACGGAGGAUAACGAGAGCGGCACGGAUUGGGACGCGGAGGGUCGCCAUCCUGCCAUGACACACCCUCGCCACCCACCACCACCUCAGAGAAUGGAAAGCACAGACUGGAACACGGACAGCCGUCACCUCGCUAUGACGCACCAGAGACACCCUCCACCCCCACAGGCGGUGAUAGUCGGCUCCGUGCGCAAGCGACGCGGCAACCUACCGAAACACUCCGUGAAGAUUCUGAAGAGAUGGUUGUACGACCAUCGCUACAAUGCUUACCCCAGCGAUGCUGAGAAACUGGCGCUCAGUCAGGAGGCCAACCUUACUGUGUUGCAGGUCUGCAACUGGUUUAUAAACGCCCGGCGACGUAUCCUCCCCGAGAUGAUCAGACGCGAAGGUCACGAUCCCCUCCACUACACCAUAUCACGGCGCGGCAGGAAGCAGCCGGGCGCCAUGGCAGGGGUAGGGCCUAUGGUGGGAUUGGGUGGGGCUUCCACGUCAGGGCUUGGCGUCACACCCGGAGACAGUGUCACGGUAGCAGCGUGGGAUGGAAUUGUUGUCGAGAAUGGACCAGACGGCCGAGCGCAUGACUACGGAGACGGCCUGCUGGUCUACCGCAGCGACGGUGACGAGCUCGGAGACGGCGAGGAGGGCUACUCCAGCACCAUCAGCGAGGAGGAGGUCAAAUACGAUCCCUCUGUCUGGCAGUCCGUCAUACGGUAUGGACCAGAAGACCACGACCUGCAUCCAGCCGCUAGGGACGAGGCAUGCUUUCCCUCCCACAGCAGAGCAUCAGUCGUAUCAGUGGCCACGACACAGGUAGAACAAUCCAACGAGCCGAGGGACACUGAUUCAGAGCAGUUCUGCUCCAGAGCAGCCAGGGCUAUUGUCAAACGCUGCAGUACGGCAUCGAUGGUGACAGUGUCGACGUCGGAGGAGAUGGUGGAGCAGGUGCCGGAGCCGGUGUCGAGCAGUGAGGACGGGUGGCAGGCGCUGGCGCACCCGCAGCUGGCGCACCUGCCGCAGCUGCCGCACCCGCUGCGCGCGCGCCGCAUGCAGGUGGUGCCGAGGCUGGAGGGUGAUCAGGACAAGUUCAAGUGCCUGUACCUCCUGGUGGAAACGGCAGUGGCAGUGCGCCAGAGGGAGAAGGAGCAAGAGGAGGCAGUGCUCCCUGUUUAAUAACUGUGCCUUACGAACUAUUUUUUCAUUCUAUGUUAUAAGAUAAAAUAAAUCGUUCUUACGGUAACUGGUACUAGGUAGCAUGCAGAAAGUGUUAAGAAUUAUAAAAUACUAUGAUAUGAUCAAAUGAAAUAAGGACCAUAUGUGUUUUUUAUACGAAAAGUUUCAAUAAGUUGUGAAUCUCACGAACAUUUUCCACAAUCAGUUUUCUUCGUCGUAAGUGAUGUUUUUGUUUAAGCCUACUUAACUAGGAGUUAAGCGAAUUAUUUAAUAAUUUUGUUAUUUUAGAAUAAUGUAAGUAAACGAAUGAAAUACGGCUUUUAGGAUAAGAUCGUACAUGAUUUGUUAAGUGAAACAUUAAUAAAUUUAAUUCGUAA